CCCGCGCCCGGGGCGGUUUCCACGAGCCGGCGAAGAUGGCCGAGAACUUGCUGGACGGCCCGCCCAACCCGAAACGAGCCAAACUCAGCUCGCCCGGCUUCUCGGCGAAUGACAGCACCGAUUUCGGAUCAUUGUUUGACUUGGAAAAUGAUCUUCCUGAUGAGCUGAUCCCCAAUGGGGGAGAAUUAGGCCUUUUAAACAGUGGGAACCUUGUUCCAGAUGCUGCUUCCAAACAUAAACAACUGUCGGAGCUUCUGCGUGGAGGCAGCGGCUCCAGUAUCAACCCAGGAAUAGGAAAUGUCAGCGCAAGCAGCCCAGUGCAGCAAGGCCUGGGGGGCCAGGCCCCAGGGCAGCCGAACAGCACAAACAUGGCUAGCCUGGGGGCCAUGGGCAAGAGCCCUCUGAACCAGGGAGACACUGCAGCCCCAAGCCUGCCCAAGCAGGCGGCCAGCACCUCUGGGCCCACUCCUCCGGCUUCCCAAGCACUGAAUCCACAAGCACAAAAGCAAGUGGGGCUGGUAACCAGUAGCCCUGCCACGUCGCAGACGGGACCCGGCAUCUGCAUGAACGCAAACUUUAAUCAGACCCACCCUGGCCUCCUCAACAGUAACUCUGGCCAUAGUCUAAUGAACCAGGCCCAGCAGGGGCAGGCGCAAGUUAUGAAUGGAUCUCUUGGGGCGGCUGGCAGAGGAAGGGGAGCUGGAAUGCCAUACCCCACCCCUGCCAUGCAAGGGGCCACAGGCAGUGUGCUGGCUGAGACACUUACACAGGUGUCACCACAGAUGGCCAGCCACGCAGGACUGAAUACAGCGCAGGCUGGAGGCAUGACCAAGAUGGGAAUGACUGGGAACACAAGUCCAUUUGGACAACCCUUCAGUCAAACUGGAGGGCAGCAAAUGGGCACCCCUGGAGUGAACCCCCAGUUAUCCAGCAAGCAGAACAUGGUCAACAGUUUGCCUCCCUUCCCCACAGAAAUCAAGAAUGCUUCAGUCACCAAUGUGCCAAACAUGUCUCAGAUGCAAACGCCAGUGGGAAUUGUACCCACACAAGCAAUUGCAACAGGCCCCACUGCAGAUCCUGAAAAACGCAAACUGAUACAGCAGCAGCUGGUUCUACUGCUUCAUGCUCAUAAAUGUCAGAGACGAGAACAAGCAAACGGAGAGGUCCGGGCCUGCUCUCUCCCUCAUUGUCGAACCAUGAAGAAUGUUCUGAAUCACAUGACACAUUGUCAGGCUGGGAAAGCCUGUCAAGUUGCCCAUUGUGCAUCUUCACGACAAAUCAUCUCUCAUUGGAAGAACUGCACACGACAUGACUGUCCUGUUUGCCUCCCUUUGAAAAAUGCCAGUGACAAGCGAAACCAACAAACCAUCCUGGGGUCUCCAGCUAGUGGAAUUCAAAACACAAUCGGCACUGUUGGCGCAGGGCAGCAGAGUGCCACUUCUUUAAGUAACCCGAACCCCAUAGACCCCAGCUCCAUGCAACGAGCAUAUGCUGCUCUGGGACUCCCCUACCUGAACCAGCCCCAGACGCAGCUGCAGCCUCAGGUUCCUGGACAGCAACCAGCACAGCCUCCGAGUCACCAGCAGAUGAGAACCCUCAAUCCCCUGGCCUUUGUGGAAACAUUUACAGGGAUGAAUUCAUUCAACCCCAUGUCCUUGGGGAAUGUACAGUUGCCGCAAGCUCCCAUGGGACCCCGGGCCGCAUCCCCUAUGAAUCACUCCGUCCAGAUGAACAGCAUGGCCUCUGUUCCAGGGAUGGCCAUUUCUCCUUCCCGGAUGCCUCAGCCCCCAAAUAUGAUGGGUGCCCACACCAACAACAUGAUGGCCCAGGCACCUACCCAGAACCAGUUUCUGCCACAGAAUCAGUUCUCAUCACCCACUGGGGCAAUGAGUGUGAACAGUGUGGGCUUGGGGCAGCCUGCGGCACAGACCGGCGUGUCACAGGGACAGGUGCCUGGUGCUGCUCUUCCUAACCCUUUGAACAUGCUUGGGCCCCAGGCCAACCAGCUGCCCUGCCCGCCAGUGACACAGUCACCACUGCACCAGACACCACCUCCUGCUUCCACAGCUGCGGGCAUGCCACCUCUACAGCAUCCAGCGGCACCUGGGAUGACCCCUCCCCAGCCAGCAGCUCCUACCCAGCCAUCAACUCCCGUUUCGUCUUCCGGGCAAACCCCUACCCCAACGCCCGGCUCGGUGCCCAGUGCUAAUCAGACCCAGAGCACGCCUACUGUCCAAACAGCAGCCCAGGCCCAGGUGACCCCACAGCCCCAGACCCCUGUCCAACCCUCAUCUGUGGCCACCCCUCAGUCAUCGCAGCAGCAGCCAACGCCUGUGCACACCCAGCCUCCUGGCACACCGCUUUCCCAGGCAGCAGCCAGCAUUGAUAACAGAGUCCCCACUCCAUCCUCUGUGGCCAGUGCUGAAACCAGCUCCCAGCAGCCAGGACCUGAAGUGCCACUGAUGGAACUAAAGACUGAUGUUAAGGCUGAGGACACUGAGCCUGAGCCCAGUGAGCCCAAGGGAGAGCUUACCUCUACGAUGAUGGAGGAAGAUUUACAAGGAUCUUCUCAAGGUAAAGAAGAAGCAGAUGCAAUAGAGUCUAAAUCAGAAUCAAUGGAAGUGGAUGAAAAGAAACCCGAGGUUAAAGCAGAUACUAAAGAGGAAGAAGAAGGCAGCGCUAACGGGGCAGCAUCUCAGUCCACGUCGCCUUCACAGCCUCGGAAAAAAAUUUUUAAGCCAGAGGAAUUGCGCCAAGCUCUUAUGCCAACCCUGGAAGUGCUGUACCGUCAGGAUCCAGAGUCCUUACCAUUCCGACAGCCUGUAGAUCCCCAUCUCCUAGGGAUUCCAGAUUAUUUUGACAUUGUGAAAAAUCCCAUGGAUCUGUCCACCAUCAAGCGGAAGUUGGAUACAGGGCAGUAUCAGGAACCCUGGCAAUAUGUGGAUGAUGUCUGGCUCAUGUUCAACAAUGCCUGGCUCUAUAACCGUAAGACAUCACGGGUCUACAAGUUCUGCAGUAAACUUGCAGAGGUCUUUGAGCAGGAAAUUGACCCUGUUAUGCAGUCUCUUGGAUACUGCUGUGGACGAAAGUAUGAGUUUUCCCCACAGACUUUGUGCUGCUAUGGGAAGCAGCUCUGUACAAUUCCUCGAGAUGCUGCCUAUUACAGCUAUCAGAAUAGGUAUCAUUUCUGUGAGAAGUGUUUCACAGAGAUCCAGGGGGAGAAUGUUACCCUGGGUGACGACCCUUCACAGCCCCAGACGACAAUUUCAAAGGACCAGUUUGAAAAGAAGAAAAAUGAUACCUUAGAUCCUGAACCUUUUGUUGAUUGCAAAGAGUGUGGCCGGAAGAUGCAUCAGAUUUGUGUUCUACACUAUGAUAUCAUUUGGCCUUCAGGCUUUGUGUGCGAUAACUGCUUGAAGAAAACUGGUAGAACACGAAAAGAAAACAAGUUCAGUGCUAAGAGACUGCAGACCACACGACUGGGGAAUCACUUAGAAGAUCGUGUCAACAAGUUUUUGCGGCGCCAGAAUCAUCCUGAAGCUGGGGAGGUCUUUGUCCGAGUGGUGGCCAGCUCAGACAAGACUGUGGAGGUCAAACCUGGGAUGAAGUCACGGUUCGUGGAUUCUGGAGAAAUGUCAGAAUCUUUCCCGUAUCGAACCAAAGCACUCUUUGCUUUUGAGGAGAUUGACGGAGUGGACGUGUGUUUCUUCGGGAUGCACGUGCAGGAAUACGGCUCAGACUGCCCACCGCCCAAUACCAGGCGUGUGUACAUCUCUUAUCUGGACAGUAUUCACUUCUUCCGUCCCCGAUGCCUCCGGACAGCUGUUUACCAUGAGAUCCUUAUUGGAUAUUUAGAAUAUGUGAAGAAACUGGGGUAUGUGACAGGACAUAUCUGGGCCUGUCCACCAAGUGAAGGUGAUGACUACAUCUUCCAUUGCCACCCCCCUGAUCAAAAAAUCCCCAAACCAAAGCGCCUGCAGGAGUGGUACAAGAAGAUGCUAGACAAGGCAUUUGCAGAGCGGAUCAUCCAUGACUACAAGGACAUUUUCAAACAAGCAACUGAAGACAGGCUCACAAGUGCCAAGGAACUGCCAUAUUUUGAAGGUGACUUCUGGCCCAAUGUGUUGGAAGAAAGCAUCAAGGAGCUUGAGCAGGAAGAGGAGGAGAGGAAGAAAGAAGAAAGCACUGCAGCAAGUGAAACCACAGAGGGCAGUCAGGGUGACAGUAAGAAUGCCAAGAAAAAGAACAACAAGAAAACCAACAAGAAUAAAAGCAGCAUCAGCCGAGCCAACAAGAAGAAACCCAGCAUGCCCAAUGUGUCCAACGAUUUGUCCCAGAAGCUCUAUGCCACAAUGGAGAAGCACAAAGAGGUCUUCUUUGUAAUCCACCUGCAUGCGGGCCCUGUCAUCAACACGCUGCCCCCCAUCGUCGACCCUGACCCCUUGCUCAGCUGCGACCUCAUGGAUGGCCGAGAUGCCUUCCUCACCCUGGCCAGAGACAAGCACUGGGAGUUCUCUUCCCUGCGGCGCUCCAAGUGGUCCACGCUGUGUAUGCUGGUAGAACUGCACACCCAGGGCCAGGACCGCUUCGUCUACACCUGCAACGAGUGCAAACACCAUGUUGAGACUCGCUGGCACUGCACAGUGUGCGAGGACUAUGACCUUUGCAUCAAUUGCUACAAUACCAAGAGCCACACCCACAAGAUGGUGAAGUGGGGGCUAGGCCUGGACGACGAGGGCAGCAGUCAGGGCGAGCCGCAGUCCAAGAGCCCACAGGAGUCGCGCCGCCUCAGCAUUCAGCGCUGCAUCCAGUCCCUGGUGCACGCCUGCCAGUGCCGCAACGCCAACUGCUCGCUGCCGUCAUGUCAGAAGAUGAAGCGGGUGGUGCAGCACACCAAGGGCUGCAAGCGCAAGACCAACGGCGGCUGCCCAGUGUGCAAGCAGCUCAUUGCUCUCUGCUGCUACCACGCCAAACACUGCCAAGAAAACAAAUGCCCUGUGCCCUUCUGCCUCAACAUCAAACACAAGCUCCGCCAGCAGCAGAUCCAGCACCGCCUGCAGCAAGCCCAGCUCAUGCGCCGGCGAAUGGCCACCAUGAACACCCGCAAUGUGCCUCAACAGAGCCUGCCCUCCCCUACCUCAGCGCCGCCCGGGACCCCCACACAGCAGCCCAGCACACCCCAGACGCCACAGCCGCCCACACAGCCCCAGCCCUCACCUGUGAGCAUGUCCCCUGUUGGCUUCCCCAGUGUGGCCAGGACUCAGCCUCCCACCACGGUCUCUACUGGGAAGCCUGCCAACCAGGUGCCUGCACCGCCACCCCCCGCCCAGCCACCCCCUGCGGCAGUGGAGGCCGCACGGCAGAUAGAGCGCGAGGCCCAGCAGCAGCAGCACCUGUACCGGGUGAACAUCAACAAUGGCAUGCCACCUGGGCGAGCGGGCAUGGUGACCCCCGUGAACCAGAUGGGCCUCAGCGUGCCCCGUCCCAGCCAGGUCAGCGGGCCCGUCAUGCCCAGCCUGCCCCCUGGGCAGUGGCAGCAGGCACCCAUUCCCCAGCAGCCGCCGCCCAUGGCUGGCAUGCCACGGCCCAUGAUGUCCAUGCAGGCACAGCCAGCAGUGGCCGGGCCGCGCAUGACCAACGUGCAGCCACCCCGCAGCAUCUCGCCCAGCGCCCUGCAGGACUUGCUGCGGACGCUGAAGUCGCCCAGCUCCCCGCAGCAGCAGCAGCAGGUGCUCAACAUCCUCAAGUCCAACCCCCAGCUGAUGGCUGCUUUCAUCAAGCAGCGCACAGCCAAGUACGUGGCCAGUCAGCCCGGCCUGCAGCCCCAGCCUGGCUUGCAGCCCCAGCCUGGCCUGCAGCCCCAGCCCAACCUGCAGCCCCAGCCCAGCUUGCACCAGCAGCCUAGCCUGCAGAACCUGAAUGCUAUGCAAGCCACAGGCCCACGGCCCGGUGUGCCCCCACAGCAGCAGGCGAUGGGGGGCAUGAACCCCCAGGGCCAGGCGUUGAACAUCAUGAACCCAGGGCAUGGCACCAACAUGGUGAAUAUGAACCCACAAUACCGAGAGAUGCUGCGCCGGCAGCUGCUACAGCAGCAGCAGCAGCAGCAGCAGCAGCAGCAGCAGCAGGGCACUGCGGGUAUGGCAGCGAGUAUGGCUGGGCAUAGCCAGUUCCAGCAGCCCCAAGGACCCGGAGGCUACCCCCCCACCAUGCCACAGCAGCGGAUGCAGCAGCACCUCCCCAUCCAGGGUAAUUCCAUGGGGCAGAUGGCUCAGAUGGGGCAGCUCGGCCAGAUGGGACAGCCUGGACUGGGUGCAGAUAGCGCCCCCAAUAUCCAGCAGGCCCUGCAGCAGCGGAUUCUGCAGCAGCAGCAGAUGAAGCAACAGAUCGGGUCUCCAGGCCAGCCGAAUCCCAUGAGCCCCCAGCAGCACAUGCUCUCAGGACAGCCGCAGGCCUCACACCUCCCCGGCCAGCAGAUGGCCACGUCCCUCAGUAGUCAGGUGCGGUCUCCGGCUCCUGUUCAGUCUCCACGGCCCCAGUCCCAGCCUCCACAUUCCAGCCCAUCGCCACGGAUACAGCCCCAGCCUUCACCACACCACGUCUCACCCCAGACUGGCUCCCCCCAUCCAGGACUUGCAGUCACCAUGGCCAGCUCCAUAGAUCAGGGACACUUGGGGAACCCCGAACAGAGUGCAAUGCUUCCACAGCUCAACACACCCAACAGGAGUGCGCUGAACAGUGAGCUGUCCCUGGUCGGUGACACCACAGGAGACACCCUAGAAAAGUUUGUGGAGGGGUUGUAGCAUUGUGAGAGCAUCACUUCCCCUUUCAUGUUCUUGGACCUUUUGUACUGAAACCCAAGCGUCUAGGCUCCUUUUGUUCCUAGAUGGAACUGCGACCUCCAGGCCAUGGAAGGGUAGAUCGCUGUUUAAAGAAACAAUACAAAGAAUAUAUUUUUUUGUUUAAAAAAAAAAAAAAAGAAAAGAAAAGAAAAAACCAGUUGAUUUAAGUAUCUGGUCUCUUUUUUUUUUUCUUUUUCCUGUUUUGUUUUUGUUUUGGGGGAGGGAUCUUUGGAUUCCUUUGUCGUCGUUGCCGGUGACUCAUGCCUUUUUUAACAAGAAAAGCAAGUUCAUUGUAUUCCUAUUUUUAUUUGUAUUUUCAAGACUUUAAACAUUUAUGUUUAAAAGUGAGAAGAAAAAUAAUACUCAGAAACUGACUCCUGAAAUAAUGCAAGCUUAUAAUGUAUCCCGAUAACUUUCUGACGUUGCGGGAAGAUUUUUUUCUAUAGUGAACUCUGUGGGCGUUCUCCAAGUAUUACCCUGGACGAUAGGAAUCGGCUCCUGCGUGCACACGUACACACACCCACACACAUCAUCUAUACAUACUGGCUGAAGCCAAACUCUUGUCUUGCAGAUGUAGAAAUUGUUGCUUUGUUUCUCUGAUAAAACUGGUUUUAGACAAAAAAAAAUAGGGAUGAUCACUCUCUUUAGACCAUGCUAAUGUUAAUACAGGAGAGGCAUUCUUUUCUUUCUUCUAUGUGAAACUUGAAAUGAGGAAAAGCAAUUCUAGUGUAAAUCAUGCAAGCGCUAUAAUUACUAUAAAUAAGAAAAUUCAAGAAGAUUCAAUCACUGUAUAGAAUGGUAAAGUACCAACUCAUUUCUUAUAUCAUAUUGUUAAAUAAACUGUGUGGAACAGACAAAAAGGGUGGUCCUUCUUGAAUUCAUGUACAUGGUAUUAACACUUAGUGUUCGGGGUUUUGUUAUGAAGAUGCUGUUUUCAACAUUGUAUUUGGACUAUGCAUGUGUUCUUCCCCAUUGUAUAUAAAGUACCGCUUAAAAUUGAUAUAAAUUACUGAAGUUUUUAACAUGUAUUCUGUUCUUUAAGAUCCCUGUAAGAAUGUUUAAGGUUUUUAUUUAUUUAUAUAUAUUUUUGGAGUCUGUUCUUUGUAAGACAUGAUUCUGGUUGUUUGCUCGUAGAGGAGGAGGCGGGUGAUAGCUGGGCUCUGCCAGGACCUGGAAGAUUCUCUUUCCAGUGAUCGGGCAUACAUGGGCCUAAAACAGCACGUUGCCUCCUUCUGCUUCCCCCAGGGAGAGUAGGGAGGGCUUCCUGUGGAAGCAGCCCUCCUCCCUGUCUAGACAAAUCCCAGAACUGGCACACAGGGUCCUGAGAUUGGAGUGAUUCGCGGUCUCCCCCAAGCCCUGGGUUCGUGGGAGGACGCCGCUAUCCAGCGAGUCCUCAGCACUGGGCGGGCGCACACGGCUCUAUCCCCAGCUCUCCACCCCCCUGUAGGCCCUUACAGUGCGGUGCUAGCCUGGAGGCCACUGCAGGGAUGAGACAGGAGCACCAGCCACUGGCUCGCUGUCAGGAGAGGAGACUCCUUUCAGCUCAGGACCGCUAGCGCUCUGCCGCGUGGGCCCACUUCAGGAGCGUUUUAGGUUCCCUUCCUGAGUGGGUGGCACUUGGGUUCUUGAAUGGUGCCACGGCAUCUGAGAGGAGGGUUUGGAGGAGAGUCAGAUUAAUCCUGUUCCACCCCGCAGCACCAGGGCAUAAAUAGAGUCCUGUCUCCCCAACCAAAGAGUGGUCUAGUUCAGGGUGAGGUGUGACGUCAAGUUUAUAGAGGUCAUGGCCCAAAUACAGCUGCCCUGUAUCCACAGACGUCUCCAAAGAUUGCUGUGGGAAUCUAAACCUGAGGAGACUUUUUAAAAAAAUCAUUAUUAAGAUUCAUUUUAGUACAGAGUUUUCAAUGUUGAGUUUUUAAUAACCUAGUGAAUCAAGCCAGGUAAGAAGAAGUCUAUUUAGAACGCCCCGCCCAGAGAGGGGAAGCAAGACCAUAUCCCUCCCGUGGUCCCUGGCCAGCCUCCUUCCACUCACCGCGGCUCUUAUCUGUGGCCCUCUUCCAAACUGCCUUCUCCAGCCACAGGAAGCGGGUGAGCCUCAGCUAGACCACUGGGACCUGGGAGGCAACAGCCCUUUGACACAGUGGGGACAUCUUUCUUGGGUUACCCUCGAGUCCUACACUCUGCCGACCUUAUCUUCUUGGAGCCCGAUCUCAACCCAGGUGUCAACGGCUUCGGUCUGGAUGCCAACCCCAUGCUUGGCAUAAGGAAGUUUUUGUAAGCAAGUUGAAAAGCCCUGGCACUGUCUCAUGCUCUGUACUUAAGAAGAGAAGAAAAAAAAAGUCCUAUAUUUGUGAUCAAAAAGAGGAAACUUGAAAUGUACUGGUGUUUAUAAUAAAAACUGGUAAAACUG
This is a messenger RNA of Erinaceus europaeus (western European hedgehog), 9246 nucleotides long. It is a transcript of the gene CREBBP, whose product is annotated as CREB binding protein. The coding region runs from base 36 to 6800 and encodes 2254 amino acids. Gene Ontology annotation, biological process: positive regulation of transcription by RNA polymerase II. Gene Ontology annotation, molecular function: transcription coactivator activity; chromatin DNA binding; protein binding. The record is from RefSeq and is a predicted model, not a curated record. The transcript is spliced from 26 exons. Gene Ontology annotation, cellular component: nucleus; histone acetyltransferase complex; transcription regulator complex. NCBI's taxonomy places the organism in Eukaryota, Metazoa, Chordata, Mammalia, Eulipotyphla, Erinaceidae.